AGUCGUCGCGGUCGUCGCAGAACGCAGCGUCGGGACUGCAUAAGGAAUGGUCAACGGUGGAUCCGAGUCGCCGUGGUGAGUCGCAUCGCGCGAUCCAGUCGAAAUCAGGUCGACUGGGGCGUAGUGUGAGCCAUGGAACUCCGCCGAUGUUUCCGUGAUGCGUGAGCGUCACGCCCGAAGCCUCCCCGUUUCGCUUCUCGUAUCGCAACCUACCACACCACCCUCCCUCGUUCUGUGUCUUUUGUGUGACGUGAGUGCGAGCCAUAAAAAGGAAAAGAUAUCCUCAACCCGAAAACGCGCUACCACAACUAUACGAGAGUGCAGCAGAGCGCAGUCUCGACGUCGAGUCACACACCGAUUGUACGCAGCGUGACGCAGCCCUUCCUACAAAUAAUGACGAAUGACUGAUGAACGAAUGUGAAACCGAAAGUAAGAGAUCAAGACGAUGGAUCAUCAGAUUGGCAAGAAGCAAGCGGCUAACUCGCCGGAGGUGGCGUUGGCCAGCGAGAUUUUCGACCAGUUUUGCAACGCCACUACGUUGAAAUCUAUUCUUGGCUACUACAGACAACUGUGCGAAUUGCUGAAAAUCCGACCGAACGUCAUUAAUCAGUUUUAUCCAAAGCUGAAAACAAAACUGCGAUCGUGGAAAGCGCAAGCCCUAUGGAAGAAAUUUGAUCAGCGUGCGAAUCACAAAUGUUAUAAUCGUGGCAAAGUAUGCCCGAACACGAGGGUUUUGAUCAUUGGCGGUGGCCCAUGUGGUCUGCGCACGGCCAUAGAAGCGCAAUUAUUGGGAGCCAAAGUCGUUGUGGUGGAGAAAAGAGACCGGAUGUCCAGGAACAAUGUUUUACAUCUGUGGCCUUUCGUCAUCCAGGAUCUACGAGGUUUAGGAGCAAAGAAAUUUUUCGGAAAGUUUUGCGCGGGUUCUAUUGAUCACAUCAGUAUUCGGCAGCUGCAGUGUAUUUUGCUAAAGGUUGCACUUAUUCUUGGUGUCGAGUUUCAUGAGAACGUGAGCUUUGAUUCUUUGAUUCAACCACCGGAUAAUCAGGAAGAUGGCAAAAUUGGUUGGAGAGCGAAGACUUCACCAGCUGACCAUCCUGUCUCACAAUACGAGUUCGAUGUGCUAAUUGGAGCUGAUGGCAAGAGAAAUACUCUGGAAGGUUUUAAACGAAAGGAAUUCCGAGGUAAACUAGCCAUCGCGAUAACGGCGAAUUUUAUAAACAAACGGACUGAGGCAGAGGCUCGUGUAGAAGAGAUCAGCGGUGUCGCCUUUAUCUUUAAUCAAAAGUUCUUCAAAGAAUUGUACCAAGAAACGGGUAUCGACUUGGAAAAUAUAGUAUAUUACAAAGAUGAUACGCAUUAUUUCGUUAUGACUGCCAAGAAACAUAGUUUAAUCGAUAAGGGAGUUAUCCUGCAGGAUCAUGCUGACACCGCAAAACUACUCGCGAAAGAAAACGUGGAUCGUGAGGCAUUGAUGUUGUAUGCGCGAGAAGCGGCGGAAUUCUCGACGGAAUACCAAAUGAUGGAUAUGGAAUUUGCUGUGAAUCAUUAUGGCCAACCGGACGUAGCCAUGUUCGACUUCACUUCGAUGUACGCGGCGGAAAAUGCAAGUCGCGUAUUGGAGCGUCACGGUCAUAGACUGUUCAUGACACUUGUAGGCGACAGCCUCUUGGAGCCUUUUUGGCCUACCGGUUCUGGUUGCGCGAGAGGAUUUUUGAGCUCUCUGGACGCGGGUUGGGCAAUCAAAGGUUGGGGCGCUUCUUUGUCACCACUGGAAGUAAUUGCGGAACGUGAGUCUAUAUAUAGACUGUUAGGACAAACAACUCCAGAGAACUUGAAUAGAGAUUACGCGGCAUACACAUUGGAUCCUCACACUAGGUAUCCGAAUCUCAAUGUACAUUCUGUAACUCCGAUACAAGUGCGCAGUCUUCUUGAUACGGAUGAUCCUGAAAAUAUCAAACAACCUGUGCUGCAGUCCGAGAUCGAUAUUCCAAAGAAACGAAGACGUCGCGAUCUGAGAGUUGAUACUCAAGUUCAUCCAGAUACAUUGCUUCGUUGGCUGCAGAAGCAAGUUACAUUGUACGACAAAGUUCACAUCGAAGAUAUGGGUGCCUCUUUCAAAGAUGGUUUAGCUAUUUGUGCAAUCGUUCAUAGAUACCGUCCAGAUUUAAUAGAUUUUUAUAGUUUAAAUGCGAAAGAUCCAGUAAAGAACAAUCAGCUUGCCUUUGAUAUAUUGGAAAAAGAAUUGAACAUACCACCGAUAAUGACAGGAGAAGAAAUGGUUCAGUGUGAUGUUCCUGACACACUUGUCAUGUUUUCUUAUUUAACACAAAUAUAUGAAGUUUUCAGAGGCGAGAUUCCAUAUGUCAAACAUCCAAAAUUAGAACCAGAAGCGGAGGAAUGCACCACGCAUCCAAAGCAACUAAAACAAUGGACGCCUGAGGAGAAGGCUACGAAAACACGACAUUCGCGCUCACGGCAUGCUAAUGACAAUGUACACUCUUACAUGGAUAAGAAGGACAAUACGGUUAGCCGGCGAUCUCGAAAGAGACGGAGUACCGAGAAAGUAGGCGCGACGAUGGAUGAAAGGCAGAAAAGACUCGAUGAAAUCGAAAAGCAUCGAAUUGAGCGCAUGAAGAAGCGGCAAUAUUUGCGCAAGAUGGCAACUCAGCAGUUCUACAAAAGUAUGCAGAUGCUGCAAGCCAAUGCGAAACGCGAAAAAGAUGAGCCCUUUGAGGAUUACUCGAUUUUUUUGUACCGUCAAACUGCACCAGAUUUCAAGGAUAGAGUAAAAGACUUAGAGCAGAAAAUACUUUAUCCAGACAGACAACCUAAAAUACACAUUGGUCAUCGAAGAAGUAGUGUAGACGAGGAAUUUUCGGGAAGGAUAAAAGAUUUUGAAGAUAAAUUGAAAGGGACAACAUCCGCCGAGAAAAAACCCAAAGAUCUUUUACGCGCCAUUGGUAAAAUUGAAAAAACUGACUGGAACGUAAAAGAAAUAGAGAAGAAAAUCGAAGAGAACAAGAUGGGCCGCAGCGUUCGUCACGAACAUGUAGAGAAGGUGCCAAAGUGGAGUCGCGAGCAGAUGUGUAUAUGUUUCAUUCAGUUUUUAGCUCGGCAGAUCAAGAUGGAGAAGCGAGGCAACGAUCAAAGGGACACCUACAGUAAGUACGCUGACAUAGACAAUACCCUGAAGAAUAUAGGCAAGAAGAUUCGGGAAGGUAGCGCGCUUGGAUACAAUAAAGUUUCAGCCAUGGCUGAACAAUUUUCAAAUAAAAGUCAGGAUGUGGAACCCAAGCUGCAAAAAUCGAACACUAAGCCCGCUAUCGUGUUACCUGUGCAAGGAGGUUCAGAGAUGUGUCAUUUUUGCAAUAAAAGAGUUUACCUGAUGGAAAGACUUAGUGCGGAAGGCAAAUUUUUUCACCGCGGUUGUUUCCGAUGUGAAUAUUGUUCCAUUUCAUUGAGAAUAGGGAAUCAUACAUUUGAUAGGGAAAAGAAUGGAGGGCGCUUUUACUGUACGCAACACUUUGGACUAUCGGGGACGAUGAAAACUAGAGCAGAGAAAAAGAGAAUCAACUUGGUGAAUAAGGAAAAUAUACCUAAUGCCUCGGCUGCGUUGAAAACACCAGAAAAGGCCAAAACAUCUUUAGAAGGUAUCGUUGGACUCGAUUUACUCGAUCGUGGUCAAACUCCAGAGAGAAUUGAAUUUGAAAAUCUGGCAGAAAUAUCAGAUCCUGAGGAAGCUCACAGUCAAAUGGAUGAAGAUGAAUGGACGGACAGAAAUUUUGGUGCUUCUACCGCAGAAAUAGGAUCUAGCGAUGAUAUUUCUGAUAUGAGUGAUUCUGAUGAGGAUAAUGAAGUAUUUGAAGAAGCUAUAGAUCAACCACUAACUACCGAAGGAACUCUCGAGUUGGCUAAGAACUGGACAUUACGCUAUUCGCAUCCACAUGCUACAGUCGGGCACUCUGACACUGGCAGCAACGAAUAUGAAGAUUCUAGCGAUGAAUAUACUAGUGAAGAUGAUGAAAGCGGCACUGCGACCGAAGACGAGGAAGACGUGCGCGCGCGAGAGCUCCGGAAGCAGGAAGUGUGGUUGAAGGUGCCACCGCGCAGCUCUGAUACCGAUACCGGUUCGGAAACAGAGGUUGUAUCGUCGGAAGACGCGUCGACUGAGGAGAGCGUGGAAAAUUCUGCAACCGAGAUCUCGACCGACUCUGAAUUUGAGCACGAUGAAGCGACUCCGACGCAACACGAAAUUCCCGAGAUUACAAUCAACGAUUCCUAUGUGCGGAAAACGAGAGGCGGUUAUAUUGAGCCGAAGAAAGUGCAAGUGAAGAGUAAGGUGAUCUCUUCGGUUAAUGGCAAUUUGACGCAGGACAAGAAACAACAAGAUACUAGUAAGCGAUUUUUGGGAGACCGUACUAAGAUGGAAUCGCAGAAAGAAGUCAAUUGCAACGUACCGACUUCUGUCGAAAUAGCUGCAAGUAACUGCACGCCAUUGUUGAAUCCACGAAAGGGGGAUUAUCUUUUAAAUCGUACUCAUUCCACUGGCGGAAUCGCUUCGAGGCUCUCCUUAGAAUUGAAAAAACGUUAUUUGCUGGGUGGUUCAGCGUUGGGUAGUUCCGUCGUAAAAAAAUCAGGUUCGGCAUCUAAUGUGGAUACGAAGUUGAGAAACUUUACCGAUGCAAUCUCUCAGCAUCAAAAGUUAUUAAAUCCGGCACCAGAACCUAGUCCUACCAUGCAAGCAUUUCUUCAAGGUACUAGUAAACUGCGAACCAACAAUGCACCGCUUUCUCCAUUAUCGCCUACAAUUUUAUUUUCGCGGCAAUUAUCAAUCGAUCGAUGCCGAAAUUCAACGAACGAUGUCGCGAAGGCAACGACUUUAGAGAUAGAAACACCCAAGACUCAACACUUGCCUGAUUUAGUGAAAGAAUCCAGUAUUUUGAAAUCGAAGACAGCACCCAACAUCUGCAACGAGUCUUCAAUGAAAGACAGGGGGUUAAUCGACGAACAAGUAUUUCUACAGGAAAGUAACUUUACGAAACAUGCUGUAGUAGAUAUAAAUAGCUCGGAAAAUACGAAGAAAGUUGUUCCGAACAAUGUGGAAGAAAGUAAUGAUUUUAGACCGCGUAGUCCUCUUCACGAGACGUCCAUUGUCGUGCCACAAGUGGAUUGGAGCAGAAAAAACGAGGACAAAGAUGCCAGUUCAGACGAUUCUGAGAUAGACAGUGAUUCAUUAUCUUCUUCCAAUUCUAACGAAGUAGUUGAAAACGAGCAACUUGUCGCUGUAAAUCUUUCGCCGCCCAGAUUACGGAUUCAUAGCACCGAUGGCGAUCUUUUGCUGGAUGAAGGAGGCGCUGAUCGAUAUAAGCAAUACGAUCCUGACGAUUGCCAGGCUUUCGAACCGGAUUCCAUCGAAGUCUCGUUUCUGCGGGAUCGCCGUUUACUUGAUCCAAUUGAUAAUACACAUACCGUUGAAAUGGUAAAUAAUAAUAUGGAACGAUUAGACUUGCGAGAUAACAACAGAAAGAGUAAUUGCAGCACUCCUACUUCCGAAGCUUCGGCAGUGUCUAACAAACAAGAUGAUUCCGAGGAGAACGAUAUUACCACCGCAGCAUUCACCGAGACAGAGUUUUCUGAAUGGGCUCGUGAUGGGGAGACUUUGGUCUCUGAUGAUCUUCGCGACGUAGAGCUCGAUAUCGAUCCCAGUUUCAUCACUGUACGAAAAAAUAAUAAUGCAACGCUAUCCUCCACUUUCGCCAAAAUCGCUAAAGAAGAGGAUACGGAGCUUGAUUAUUCCAAUAUCGAACAGGAAUACCCGAACAAUAAUACAUCAAAACUGUUGGUCAAUGGUGAAGAUAUUAAUUACAUGGAUACAGAUAAUGAAUCACUGCUAGAUGACAGUCUCCAAGACGCCUCCAAUAUUGCAAUGCUGAAAAAUCGAGGCUACAUCGAGUUUGUAAAUGUCAAGACGACUCUUUCCAAUGUUCCUAUUUCAACUACCAGGUGCGAUUUAUCAGUUGCUGAUGCACCAAUAGCAAGACUCGACAUGGAAAACGACUCGUACGGUGAAGAAGAAGAACAAGAAGGUUUCAAGGAUGCAAAUGUGAUUGAGAUUGAUCCAGUUACCAUGGAGGAUGUAAUGGACAAACUAAACGAGCCUAUUGUGAGUAAAUCGUCGAUAAAACCAGAAAUUCGAGCCGAGGAACAAAGUGAAGCGGAAUUUAAGCGGGAACAGUUGGCAGAAGCCUUUAAUAAAGAAUUACUUCAAUCGAUGGAAGAAGAUAGUCUGUUACUUGUGGAGCCGGCGGAGGAUACGACUACCAGCGAAGUCGUCACGGUGCUUGCCAGUCCGAUCAAUCCUCAAGUGUCUAUAGUUCCUGUAGAAACGACGGAGAAGCGCGAAGAGUCAACCAAGGCGGACUCGAGCAAUCCGGACUAUCUGGAAUACGUAAAGAGAUUGCAAUCUAGAAUCGCAGAGUUCAGUAAUGCCAAAGAUUCUAUUGACGUGAGAAAAUCGAGACGAAAAAACUCAAAAAGCUUGAUACAGACCCGCACCGCAGAAAUGAUCGCUGAAGAGAUCAAGUGCCAAGAAACAAUGACUGUAAACAGUAACGGUAUCAAUUCACCAGCGACUUCGAGAAAACUUGAAGAAAUUACGAAAGAACGAUCGAAGCAAAAGAACCUUAUUCAGGAUCUUUUAAUGGAUAAACUCGAGGCUCAUAAACAAAAAUCAGCGGAAAAAAAAGCUCGAAGAGCUGCCAGAACCUCGUCUUUUACCACAGCGUUAUCGCCAAUAAAACCAUCGUUGUCUAAUAUUUCUUCCGUUGGUAAUAAUAAGUUUGUGCCUACUUCAAUAAUAUCACCAAUGAGCAGUCCAACUUAUACAACAUUCGGGAAGUCGAAUAAGUCGUUGAAACUUUCGAUGUCUUCGUACUCUUGUGAGCAUUCCGAUCAAGAAGAAGCCAAAGAAAAAAUUCCAAAGAAGGCGGACGAAAAGUUGACUGUUGCUAGUCUGGAGGAUACUUUUAAAACGCCACUUGCACCACCAAGAUUGAAGAGCGAGGAAGCGAGGAGGACCGCCGAAAAGGCCAGACAAGAUGCUCGAGAACGAGCUAGAAUGAAGAGUGAUGAAGAUUUAGGCUUAAGUCCUGAAGAUAGAAUUAAGGAAUUAAGAAUGAAGGUGACUCGGAGACAACUCUCAAUGGACGAUACGAAAAAGGACGAUACGCCCAAGACCGAAAGAGUCAAAUCGUACAACUUUAAUACAGUAGAUAAUUCAGAAUUGAAAUUGAAAAUUAGUAAAAGUACCGACAAUAUGAAGAGCAUUGCAAAAAAGAUCAAUUUCCAAAAACUACCAGCAGCUAGUGCGAAAUCGAUGGAUGAGUCGCUGAAUACUGCAGGUUUAUCACUUUCUGAUAGCAAUAGUUUUGUAGUCAAAAGGGACAAAAAGAAGCCGAAAGACUCGGAGAGAAGAAAAAGUAUCAUACAAGCGGUAUCGGAUUUCUUUUUUAAGAAAGAAACAAGUCCAUCGCCAAAUCAGAAGGAUAAGUUAUCAAUGUUUCGAUUGACUUCAAAAUCUAAAGGAAAAAUUGAUAAAAAUACUCCAUCGAAAUGCGACGCGAGACCUAAAAGUGUAUGUGAGGAAAUGCUUGUAGGAAAUUUCCUCACUGAAAGUCCACCGCCUGUACCACCGCCACCGCUUAACUACUCUUCAUACACUCAAGUGUCUGAUGACAGUUUAUCAGACGACGAUACCAAAACAACUGCUUUAUCAUCGUCGUGCAUGCAAAAAAUUACAGCAACUGAAGAAUCAUGCAAUAGUGUUUCACGUAAAUUGAAGACUGCUAAAAAAGUAGCUAGACAAGCGCAAUUAAAAAGAUUGCGGAUGGCUCAAGAAAUACAAAGGAAAUUAGAGGAAACUGAAGUAAAACAAAAGGAAUUGGAGAGCCGGGGCGUAAGUGUUGAGAAAGCGCUGCGUGGUGAAGGAGAUUCCUCCAAUCGUGAAGAAGCCGAUUUGCUUAGAGAAUGGUUUGAUCUUAUGAAGGAACGUACGGAAUUGCGUAGAUAUGAAAAAGAACUUCUUGUACAUGCGCAAGAGGUACAAUUGGAAGAUCGUCAUGAACGAUUGCAACAAGAAUUGCGUGAACGUUUGGCUGAUGAUGAUGAUAAGAAGACCAGUGACGACGUUAAAAAAGAAGGUGAAAUCUUAACGGAAAUGUUGGAAAUAGUAGCAAAAAGAGAUUCCUUAAUUGCUCUAUUAGAAGAAGAACGACAAAGAUAUCAGAACGAAGACCGCGACCUCGAAGCUCAAAUGUUGGCUAAAGGCCUGAGAUUAACGCCAAUUAAGAAAUGUGGUCCUAAGUAUUCAGUCUAAAGAAGAUAUUACGCUUCUGUACAUACAUUCUCCGCUACAAUUUUUUUAUCACAUGAUAACACCAGAAGAAAGUUAUAUAUAAAUAUAUGUAUACUUAUAUAAGAUUGUAAAUAUUUUAAUUGACAAAGGAAUUUGAAAAAGAUUGGGGAAACUCGUAUGCCUAGAAUAUUUCUGCCCAUUUUCAGUAUAUUCAAUAUUUAAUAAACAUAUCUUUUUUACAAACAUAA
Molecule: messenger RNA, 8601 nt
Organism: Solenopsis invicta (red fire ant)
Lineage: Eukaryota; Metazoa; Arthropoda; Insecta; Hymenoptera; Formicidae
Gene: Mical
Product: F-actin-monooxygenase Mical
Exons: 27
Coding region: 446-8374 (2642 amino acids)
Molecular function (GO): FAD binding; protein binding
Source: RefSeq, a predicted model, not a curated record